This is a messenger RNA of Cheilinus undulatus (humphead wrasse), 2999 nucleotides long. It is a transcript of the gene atg4c, whose product is annotated as autophagy related 4C, cysteine peptidase. Gene Ontology annotation, molecular function: protein-phosphatidylethanolamide deconjugating activity. The transcript is spliced from 11 exons. The record is from RefSeq and is a predicted model, not a curated record. The coding region runs from base 201 to 1613 and encodes 470 amino acids. Lineage: Eukaryota; Metazoa; Chordata; Actinopteri; Labriformes; Labridae.
UACUUCCUCAGUGUAAACAUUGGUGGUCGCAGGGUAGUGUUAUGUUUCACAAACUCUUUGUAUAACUCUAAUGUAAUAAAAUGUGAUUAUUUAACUUUAAACGAAGCUUUAUAGCGACCGUGCGCGGGGACGCCGCUGUCACUAUUGCUCCAAGGGUUUAAUAGCUGUGUGGGAAUGGGUUUCAUCCCUUACUGGCCUAAAUGGAGAAUAAAGGGAGCGACGAGGUGGAAAAAUUGAAGACAAAGUUCUUGUCAGCGUGGCACAAUGUGAAGUACAGUUGGGCUCUGAAAUUAAAGACUUCAUUCAGCAGGAAUUCCCCGGUGUUUCUUCUUGGAAAGUGUUACCACUUCAAGGUGGAAGAUGAAGACAGUCCUAUUGAAGCCUGCUAUGAAACUUCAGAGGAGGAUUUUGUCAUGGGGAACGUGGAUGAUUUCCGCAAAGAUUUCACAUCCAGAGUGUGGCUCACCUACAGGGAGGAGUUCCCUCCUCUGCCUAGCUCCAACCUGACCUCCGACUGCGGCUGGGGCUGCAUGCUAAGAGCAGGGCAGAUGAUGCUUGCUCAGGCUCUCAUGCUGCACUUCCUGGGUAGAGACUGGACGUGGUCAGAGGCACUCACACUCCAGCCUUUAGACACAGAAACCUGGACGGCCACCACAGCGAAGCGCCUGGUGGCCUCCCUAGAGUCGUCUCUACAAGGUCCCAACAGGUCGUCCAAUCACAGAUCAACACCUUUGCACCAAGCCACAGCUCUGGGAUCUGCAGAGGAGGCAGAUGCUCAUUUAAAAGAGAUGUACCAUCGCACUCUGGUAUCCUGGUUCGGGGACAGCCCCUCAGCUCAGUUAGGCCUCCACCGAUUGGUCCGCUUGGGUCUGACACUGGGGAAACAGGCAGGGGACUGGUAUGGUCCUGCUGUGGUAGCACACAUCCUCAAGAAAGCUGUUGAGGAAGCGAUAGACCCUGGCUUGGCGGGUAUAACUGCCUACGUCUCCCAGGACUGCACAGUGUACAGUGCUGAUGUCAUCGAUAGCCACAGGGCACCGGGAGCAGGGCAGGCCGCUUCCCCGCAGAGCACCCAGACAGAACCUUCACCCAGCCGAGCCGUCAUAAUCCUGGUCCCUGUGCGGCUGGGAGGGGAGAAGACAAACCCAGAUUAUUUUAACUUUACAAAGAGCGUACUGAGUUUGGAGUACUGUAUUGGCAUCAUUGGAGGGAAGCCCAAACAGGCCUGCUACUUUGUGGGAUUUCAAGAUGACAGCUUGAUUUACAUGGACCCUCAUUACUGUCAGUCUUUUGUGGAUGUCAGCACCAGCGAUUUCCCUCUCCAGUCAUAUCACUGCCCCUCACCAAAGAAGAUGCCUUUCAGCAAGAUGGACCCAAGCUGCACCAUCGGGUUCUACUCUAGAAAUGCUCAGGACUUUGAGAGGAUCAGACAAGAGUUGUCAAGGGUGCUGCAACCGUCAGCGAAGGAGAAAUACCCCGCGUUCACUUUCGUACAAGGUCAUAGCAGAGAUUACGACCUGUCGGCCAGCCUGACCCCGGCGAAGAGAGAGUGGCCCUUCAUCCGUGACCCGCGGAGGACGGUGACCACAGCCGGGGACUUUGUACUGCUUUGACGGUGCUGCUAAGAAGACUACUGACAGGGAACUUCUUCUAAUGAAUCAAACUGCUUCAUACCCAAAACCUUGAGCCUGAGCCUGUUGUGACACUGAAGGUUAUUGAACUUUUUUUAAACAGUUACAUCUUGGAAACUUUGCUGUUGCAGAGCAUUUUUGCCAAAACUUUUUAGACUUUUAUUUGUUGUGUAGCAGUACAGGCUUCCUAAGCGUUUUGUUAGGAAACCUUGAGACAUUUUUUUUUGGUUCUUUGGUUACUUUAACGACCUUAACUACUGUCAUCUAAUAUAAGGAACAUCUACGGGACAAAACUCCGUUUGCAACACUAUCUGUUAUUUGUGUGUUUUGAAGACAAAGUGCUGAUAAUGGCUAAAUUUACACACUAGAUCUUUGUAGGAGUAGGAUUUUUUGCACCUCAUCUCAUGUAGCACUUUCAAACAGAUUUGAAACCUCACAAGAAUGUCAUUUUCAUCAGUAGCUUCAACUAAAAUGAGUGUUUGCACACUUUAAAGUCAUUUUAUACAUGCAGUAUUUAGACUGUUUAUGGGUUGGUGUUGUCAAAAGCCAACUGCUUUUUGGAGAUUGAUAUCACUGACUCCUCAAACUUCCCAGCCAAAAAAUAUUUCAUUAAACACACUAAAAAAACAGAAGCACAAAAGACACUUGCUUUCAAAGACACUUUAUCAUUUUGCCAAAAUUUCCAUUUUUUUAAUUACACUUGUGAUAUUAUAUUUCUCUAUGCAACUAUCUGACAGUGUUGUGUGACAGUAUGAGUUUGCUUGCUGUAGUGUGUAUUUUUAAGUGCUAGUUAAUUUUGCCAGAGCUAUGCAACACAGUAUAAAGCCACCCAUGGGAGAUGAAGCCAUAUGCAACAUCUCACUUAGCAAUAUCUCUUUAAAUUUUUCUUCACAAUAGAAAAUAAAAGGUCCUUGAGAUUCAGGGAAUAAAAAUAUACUGUAGAGUUUUUUUAGUAGCAGUAACUGUUUUAGUCUUCUAAAGCAAUAUUUAUUUUAAAGUACUAAGUGAAGUUAACAUUUCUUUUUUCUUGUAACACAUACAUUAACAUCAACCAUGUACUGUAGAAUUAUUUUAACACUGCCUGAAACAAAGUUUAAUAAAUUCAAAAAGGCUGACUUUUUAAUUUUUUUUUUUUUUUUCCACUUAAAGAAUUUGAAGGAUUUCAAAAGAGUAAAAAGAAGUGUUUGCUUCGUUUUCCCGGCAAGAUACAAACCUCAGUGGUGUGUUGAAAUGUAUUCAAUCCCUUUCUGUCCCAGUCAAAUGUUGUAGAUUAAAACUAAUCGUACGUGCUAACCAUCUCUACAGCCCAUUAACCAGGGACCGGAAAAUAUGUGACCCAGUGACACUGGCAGCAAUUGUGUUCCUCUG